AUGCGCUACAAGCGACUCAACUUUGGAAUAUCUAGUGCCGCCGAAAUCUUUCAGAACGCCAUCCGCGAGAUUCUUGGCGGCAUCCCGGGCGCAAUUAACAUCAGCGAUGACAUACUCGUUUUUGGCAAGACCCAGAAGGAGCAUGAUCAAGCACUCGCAGUAGUGUUUCAGCGGCUUCGAGAACGCGGGCUGACCUUGAACAAACUCAAGUGCGAGUACAGCAAAAACAGCCUUGAGUUCUUCGGGUACAUUUUUGGUGCAGAUGGCAUGGCCCCCGAUCCAAAGAAAGUCCAAGAUAUCCUAAACCUCAAAGCCCCAACGUCAGUCACAGAAGUCCGUAGCCUGCUAGGCAUGACCAACUACUGUGCACGAUUCGUCGAGGGAUAUGCUACAAUUACUGAACCUCUGCGAGCCCUUACCCACAAGAACCAUACCUGGGAGUGGAUGGACAAGCAGGAACAUGCCCUGGCCCAGCUCCGGCAUGUGUUGGCCAAUGCACCUGUCACAGCGUACUUCAACCCUGAGAAAACAACUGAAAUCUCUGUUGAUGCAAGCCCGGUUCGGCUGGGCGAUAUCUAG
Molecule: messenger RNA, 579 nt
Organism: Paramuricea clavata
Lineage: Eukaryota; Metazoa; Cnidaria; Anthozoa; Malacalcyonacea; Plexauridae
Source: the annotation of a GenBank genome assembly